AUGCCGGGGGCGGUGCACUACGCCGUGGCGGGCGGGCCGCGCCCGGGCGUGUACGGCAGCUGGGCCGAGGCCAGCCUCCACGCCACGGGGCAGAGCGGCGCGCGCUGCAAGAAGUUCACGGACCCGCGGCUGGCGGAGGAGUUCGCGUUGCAGGGGCCGCCCGGGGCCAGAGCCGCCGCGCGGCCGCUGCUGCAGCGGAGCCACAGCGCGCCGGACACGCUCGCCGUGCCCACGCCCGCCGGCCGCACCUACCUCGAGGUGCCCUUCCCGGAGAAGGACGAGGCCAAGGCGCUGGGCGCGAAGUGGGACCCGGACCAGCAGAAGUGGUUCGCCGAGCCCGGCGCCGGGGCGGCGGGGGUUGCCCGGUGGCUCCCGCGCCGCGCCGCGGGCGGCGCGGAGCGCAGGCCGCCGGAGGCCGCCGGCGUCGCGCAGGCGUACCCGGCCAAGCCAUGGCGGACCUACCUCCAGGUGCCCUUCAAGGAGAAGGACGCGGCGAAGCUCGUGGGGGCCAGGUGGGACCCGGACAGGAGGCAGUGGUUCGUCGAGCCAGGAACCAGCCUGGCAGACGUCCAGCAGUGGAUCCCUGCGCAGGGCGCCGGCGCGGCGGCGAGCCACGGCAGGGAGCAGCGCCUGGAGCUGCCCCCCGCCAGCCGCGCGGCGGUGUACCCCGUGGCGGCCGGCCCGGCGGCCCCGCCGUGGGCCCUCGCGCGGCGACGCGCAGGCUCCUGCCCGCUCCUCGAGCCCGCGGCCCCGCGCACGGGGCAGGAGCGGCCCCCGGAGCUGGCCCUGUACACCGACGGCGCCUGCAAGGGCAACAGGAACGUCGCCACGCAGAGCUGCGCCGCGGGGUGGGGCGUGGCGGUCGUGGAGCCAGGCCAGAAAGGCGACGGCGGUGAAGGCCAGGCGGACGAUCGCUGCAUCGUGGAGCUAUACGCCCCCGUCGUCCUCGACGAUGCCUCGGAGCGCUUCCUGGGCGCGGAGGUCGGCAGCAACAACACGGGCGAGCUGAGCGCCGUCUGCGAGGCUCUCCUGUGGCUCCGCGACCACGAGCACACUGGGCGGCCCGCCGUCAUCUUCUACGACUCCAAGUACGCCGCCAUGAUCACAAUGGGCGUGUUCAACGCGCAGAAGAACCGCCUGCUGGCCAAAGUCGCCGUCGACCUCCUGAAGCAGGUGGAGAAGCGGCGAGACAUCCGGCUAGUGCACGUAAAGGGCCACAGCGGCCACCGCUGGAACGAGGCGGCCGACCGCCUUGCGAACCUCGGCGCGGCCGGGCACCGGUGCCUCUCGGGGCGCUGGGCGCCCUCCGCAGAGGCGGGGGCCUCUGCCGCAGUGCGGCGGCGGCGCUCUGCGGAGGCGGCCGGGGCCGAAGGCGCGGCGGAGUCUGAGUCUCCUCGCGGGGAGAAGCGGCGGAGGCGGGAGGCAGAUGCAUUCUGCACCGUGACCGCCGACAGCAUGACCCACGUCGCGGAGAGGGGCGCAUGA
Molecule: messenger RNA, 1485 nt
Organism: Prorocentrum cordatum
Lineage: Eukaryota; Dinophyceae; Prorocentrales; Prorocentraceae
Source: the annotation of a GenBank genome assembly